This is a messenger RNA of Leptonychotes weddellii (Weddell seal), 3794 nucleotides long. The record is from RefSeq and is a predicted model, not a curated record. Lineage: Eukaryota; Metazoa; Chordata; Mammalia; Carnivora; Phocidae.
CGGCCUGUCGGGGGCGCGGGGCGUAGCCAUGAGCGAGUCCAGCGCCAGUGCGCUCCCGCCAGGCAGGCGCAGCAGGCAGCCCUUCAUCCACCCAGAGAACCUCUCUUUGGACUCCAGUGGCUUUUCUUCUCCACCUGUGAAUUUCCUUCAAGAAUUGCCAAGCUAUCAGUCCAUUGCACGCAGGAGGACGACCAUUCUUUCCCGAGACAAGCAAAGUGGCACUUUGCUGAAGCCGACAGACUCUUACAGCUCCCAGCUGGAGGGAGGAAUCACCGAAAACCUCAAUAGCCAAUCGAUUCGGAAGUAUGCACUGAACAUCUCUGAGAAGCGGAGGCUAAGGAACAUUCAGGAGACCCAAAUGAAGUAUUUAUCUGAGUGGGACCAGUGGAAACGGUAUAGCAGCAAGUCUUGGAAGAGGUUCAUAGGGAAGGCUCGUGAGAUGACCACCCACUUGGAGCUGUGGCGGGAGGACAUUCGCAGCAUAGAAGGGAAAUUUGGCACUGGGAUUCAGUCCUAUUUCUCCUUCUUGCGGUUUCUGGUGUUGCUGAAUUUGGUGAUAUUUCUGAUCAUCUUUAUGCUGGUUUUGCUCCCAGUCUUGCUCACCAAGUACAACAUCACCAACAGCACUUUUGUGCUCAUUCCGUCCAAAGACACGGAUGUCCAAUGCACAGUAUAUCCAAUAAGUAGCUCUGGACUCAUUUACUUUUAUAGUUAUGUCAUAGACUUGCUCUCUGGCACUGGUUUCUUGGAGGAGACCUGCCUCUUUUAUGGACAUUACACCAUUGAUGGAGUAAAAUUUCAGAACUUCACCUAUGAUCUGCCCCUGGCUUAUUUGUUAAGCACAAUUGCCUACCUGGCCCUGAGCCUUCUUUGGAUAGUGAAAAGGUCAGUGGAAGGGUUCAAAAUCAACCUGAUCCGGAGUGAGGAGCACUUCCAGAGUUACUGCAACAAGAUCUUUGCCGGCUGGGACUUCUGCAUCACCAACCGCGGCAUGGCGGACCUGAAGCACAGCAGCCUGCGGUACGAGCUCCGAGCAGAUCUGGAGGAAGAAAGAAUACGGCAGAAGAUAGCAGAAAGAACAACAGAAGAGACAAUACGGAUUUACUCUCUGAGACUGUUUUUGAACUGUAUUGUUCUGGCCGUUUUAGCCGCGUGCUUUUAUGCAAUCUACAGAGCGACAAUAUUCUCACAAGAGCACAUGAAAAAAGAAAUUGACAAGAUGGUUUUUGGAGAGAACCUUUUGAUAUUGUACCUGCCUUCUAUUGUGAUUACGCUGGCCAAUUUUAUCACCCCAAUGAUCUUUGCCAAGAUCAUCCACUAUGAGGAUUAUUCCCCAGGCUUUGAGAUCCGGCUGACAAUACUUAGGUGUGUCUUUAUGCGGCUGGCUACCAUCUGUGUGCUGGUGUUCACACUGGGUUCCAAGAUUACAUCCUGUGAUAACUACUCCUGUGAGCUCUGUGGCUACAACCAGAAACUCUACCCGUGCUGGGAGACCCAAGUUGGGCAGGAAAUGUACAAGCUGAUGAUCUUUGACCUCAUCAUCAUCUUGGCUGUGACACUUUUUGUGGAUUUUCCCAGAAAGCAUAUCAGUAGUCCAUGGCCGUCAAAUGGCACAAACUCCCUAGUGACCUCUCCUUUCUGUUGCAGCCUCAUCAUGUUUUACUUCAUCGCCCUGGCCGGAGCACACAAGCGGGUGGUGGUCCAGCUCCGAGAGCAGCUGUCCCUGGAAAGUCAUGACAAGCGUUACCUGAUCCAGAAACUAACAGAAGCGCAGAAGGAUAUGAAGAACCGACUGGACCGGCAAUGAGGAUCCUUCCACGUGUUGCUCAUAAGCUGACCUGGUGACCUGCCGAGCCUACAGAGUCCACCUGGGUUUGGAGCAGAACUUUUAAAAUACAUUUUUCUGGAGUUCAGGUCUUCCCUGAAGGUGGCUCCCUGAAGGUGGUGGUGGUGUUUAUGGCACCCAGCCCCUGGGGAGGGCUUUCGUGACUUAGAAAAAGCAGGUUCAAACCAAGUGUUUGCCUGUAGACCAGCAGCUUAGUGACUCUCCCCCAAAACUGACUUAUUAAGCCGUUUAAGGUGUCAGAACAAAAGUUGAGGAGGGAGAGCCCUUUUGUAUUUUUCAAAGCUUAUUUAUGUUGUCUUUUACGGUUAACAUUAGUAGAGGUCACCCAUUCAUGAGGCUGAGUUAGUUCUUUUGCAACCAGGUUCUGGGGGUUUAGGCUGAGAAGUGUUCCUUAAGAAGUAGUAGCCCUUUUGACUUAAAAUGAGACCUGAUUUUUUUUUUCAUAAAGAGGGAUCCUUGAAUUGGGAUGUUUGGAACAGAUGGUGGAAACAUGGAGAGGGUGGGUGUGUGAUCCUAGCUACCUGGUGAUAAUAUGAGAGAGAAAAGCCAUUCCUGCUGGGUGAAUAAGCAGUCUCUGAAUACCCUGGAUGAAGCUUUAGGAGGAGGGGAAUGGCUACGGAUUGAGGGCCUUGACGUCUUAGCUUCCGGGGCAUUUUGCUGUAGCCUUCUUACUCAGGGGGAAGCUGUCUCUACAGUGCUGGGUCCCUUCUGGUCCUGAGUUCUGAGACUUAGCAAAGGGCCCUGGGUCAUCAAAAUUAAGAGGCAAAGUUUGUCUUUCAAGUCUUCCAAAUGCCAUUUCCCUCACUGCACUGAGGUUCCCAGCUCUAAAGGACACUAAACAUUCCAGGCUGGAAAGGGCGGUUGAGUACGUGCACAGAGCAUGGAGCUCCAUGGUUUACGUGCGGGACUGUUGGAGGCUGUGGGUUGCAGCAUCAGACCGGCCUGUGUCCGUGUCCCAGAGUACACAGAAUGCUGGCAUCUUCAAGGCACAUAUCCAUAUUUUAAGGGCUAUUGUUUUGUGCCGAAAAUUUUGACUUCUAUUUUAUAAAAUAUGCAGAGUAUAGCUUCAGGGUUUCCAUUACAGCAAAACAAAAACAAAAACCAAAACCCAUGUGCAAUAAAUACCUCGUCAUAAGCUUACCCGAAAUUGAUAGCUCUGAACCUUUCAGUAUAAGCCUAAAUUAUUGUUUCGUGUAAUCAGUUCUCAUCUUAGUAUCUUCAGAAUCUUUUCCAGAGUACUUAGUUUUGUAACAGACUGCAUGAGCCUUUCUUCUGUUGUUUUCCUUCCUUUCACUGGUUCAAAACCUUUUCCUAGGGAGUAGCCUGGAGUUUAAAGCUGGGUACAUAUUUUAGAAAGCUGCCCCUAAGAGUAUUUCCCACCCCCACUCCUACCCUCCAUUACUCCAAAAUGAUUGACUCCUUGCUCUGAGGAGCAAAGCAAGCUUGCCAUAGCUUACACAUUUCUGUAUAUUUGCCCCUUUGCCACAUCAUUUUCUCACUCUUCCCCAAAGUUAGCAUUAACACGGGAUAUUUAUGUACCUGUGAGACCAAUGAGCUUUUCAAGCUAAUAACUAGUAUCAUGGAAUUUUGAGUAACCAAAAGUUCAUUCUGUCCUCACUUGAAAAAAAUUCUAAUUGGAGUUAGGGACUAAUAUGCGUUUUUGUCUAGCACACUUACAUACAUAUAUGUUUUUGCCUUCACCAUGAUUCUGAGGACAGUCAAGUUGUGUGUGUGUGUGUGCGCGUGCGUGCGCGUGUGCAUGUAUGUAAGUGUGUGAGAUGGAAGCUCCGUUCUUUCCCUCUUAUAAAAUUGAUACUGAUGUAUGCUAAUAUAUUCAUUUUGGUUAAAUGCUGCUGAUUUGCAUACCUCUUACUUGAAUGUUUUUAUAUAUUUUGAUAACUUUAAUAACUUCAAGUGAUGUCUGUGUAAUUGUUGAAGUGCAGGUCUA